AUGAUCGUCUGAAAUUCAGCUUUCUUCAAAAAAAAUUUUUCGAUAAUUUUAUACAUUUUUUUUUCGAGAAUGGAUUUAUUAGAAAAGAAACAUUUUUUUUUUAGCAAAAAUUUAGUACAUUUUAAAAAUUUAGUAACAUUUGAUUUUCCGAAAAUUCUUCUAGAAAACAUGCCUUAAUUCAGAAAAAAAAUUAUGAAAUUAUACUUCUAAAACAAACUUUUGAAUUCUAAUCUUACUAAUCGAAGUGAUUUUCAGGUAAUCUGCGAUGAUCUGGAAAUUCGAAACGUCGACAGUUUUGGCCGAAAAAAGCGAGAAAUAUCGAUCGAAAAAUGGUUGCAAAAUGGAAAAGAAAAACGAAAAAAUCGCAAGAAAAUCGUUGCCGGAACAUUGACGAUUCUCGAUAAAAAUGAGAUGGAAAUCACGACAAUAAAACGGCAAAAAUUGGUCAAUUCCAAAUCAGGUUAUUUUUUCAUGGGGAAAGAAUUCAAGGAAAAAAUGACCGGAAAAAUUGUAUAAUUUAUAAUGUUCUUCUUUUUUGUUUUUGGUUUAGUUGUUGACAGCUGAAAGGGAUUUGUACCUCCCAAAAGGCUGUUUAGCAAAAAUAAGAAACCAAAAAAAGGGGGAAACGAAUAAGAAGGAAAAAAGAAGAACAAGUAUUCUAACUCAUCACUCAUUUUUUUUUGUUUUCGACACAUUUUGAGAGAGAAAAACAUGCAUAUAUUAAUUGGGAAACUAGGAUUUCUGGGAUAAUAUUUUUUCUAGAGAAUAUUUGUAGAAUUUUUGUUGAAAUAAACAUAGCUGAAAAUGAUUAGGUUUACUGUAUGCUGAGAAGUCGGUACAAUUUUUGUGAAAAUUUUUCAACAUUUUCAGUGCAUCCACAAAAUCCAACAUUUUUUCCAGAAUACUCAACAUCUUCGCAAAAAUUCUGUGUCCAAAAACAGCAUUUAGAAAUAGUUGUCAUAAUUGGUGUUCUCAUUAUUCUUUCUCAAAUUGCAUUUAUCGUAACCUGCUAUAAACGGCUCAAAAAAUCGUCUUCAAAUUAUCAAGAAAAUGAUCGUGAAGGAAGUUUAUAUUCGGAAUCGACAAAUUCAUCGAAAUAUAAUACUGUUAGAACACCUCCCCCCAGAUUACAUCAUUUUAGAUAA
Caenorhabditis angaria is the source of this 1145-nucleotide messenger RNA. The record is from the annotation of a GenBank genome assembly. NCBI's taxonomy places the organism in Eukaryota, Metazoa, Nematoda, Chromadorea, Rhabditida, Rhabditidae.